This is a messenger RNA of Ustilaginoidea virens, 2559 nucleotides long. RefSeq lists its product as uncharacterized. Gene Ontology annotation, molecular function: 3'-tRNA processing endoribonuclease activity. The record is from RefSeq and is a predicted model, not a curated record. The transcript has a single exon. Lineage: Eukaryota; Fungi; Ascomycota; Sordariomycetes; Hypocreales; Clavicipitaceae. Gene Ontology annotation, biological process: mitochondrial tRNA 3'-end processing. Gene Ontology annotation, cellular component: mitochondrion. The coding region runs from base 1 to 2559 and encodes 852 amino acids.
AUGUUAUCGACCGUUGAACUAGCCACGGUUCCGUCGGCCGAUACCCCAGGAGCGUGUAUUCACUUCCACCAUGAGAAGCGAUCCUAUCUCUUUGGACAAGUGGUCGAGGGCACUCAACGCGCCUUUGUCAGCCGCAAGAUCUCCUUGGGAAGAACUGAACAAGUGUUUUUGAGCGGAAGCGUUGGCUGGGAGAAAAUGGGAGGCUUGAUUGGCUAUCUGCUCAGUGUUGGCGGCGCUGUCGAUGCGGCAAAAGAGCAGUCAAAUUCAGACAACAUGCAAAGGAAGCAAAAGGGGAAGAAUUCCCUGAAAAGCCCGUCUCAUCCCGGCAUCGAUGUCCACGGCGCCGACAACCUUUGUCACAUGCUCGCUGCUUACCGAGCCGUCAGUUUCCGACAGUCUGUCAGUGUAAGACCACACGAGUCUAGGCAGGAUCCCCGGAGUGCCGAUCCGACCAACACAGACCCCGACUGGGAGGACGAUGCUAUCCGGGUUUGGAAAGUCCCAGUAAAAAGAGCUCGGUCCAGCAGCCCAACAAAACGCCGACACGAAGAGAUGUCAAACAGCCAUGUGGACCACGACUCGACAGAUUCUCCCCGACCGAAGCGGCAGUCCACACUCUCAGAUCCUGCCGUUGCCGAGAACAUAGUGGAGCGGAUAAUGUUCAGCGGAAGCUUCAAUAGCAGACCAGUGCUGUUACCUCGCAAAGUCCGGCACCUGAAGCCUACCGACAUAGCUGUCUUGCGCAAGGGUGGCAUGUUGAAGCAAUACACUGGGCCCUUUAUCUCAGACGGCCAGGACCUUCCCAAUCCCGACGAGAGAGCCUGGGUAUUUCCGAAACCGGGUGAUAGUGGCGAGGCCGAAAAGAACGUGAGUCCCUUGGCCAUCAACCACUUUCCCUUGGAAAGAACGGCCUAUAGCGAGAUAUCCAUGUCCUACAUUGUCAAGUGUCGCGAUCGAAGGGGCAAGUUCAACGUUGCCGUCGCCAAGGAAUGCGGUGUGGAGCCCGUGGACUUCAAACUACUCAUCGAGGGGCAGCCUGUGGAGGGGAAAAACGGUAGGAUUGUAACUCCGGAGAUGGUGCUUGGGGACCCCAUACUUGGAAAAGGCAUCAUUGUUGCAGACAUUGCGUCCUUGGACUUUCUUGACUCAUUCAUGGAAAGGCCGGAGUGGAGGACGCCAGAGAUGAUGGCAAACAUUUCCGUCAUGUAUUGGAUUCUCGGCUUAGAUCUUGACUCCGAUGUUGCCUCUCGGGAACGGAUAUUACGCUUCACCGAAGAACAUGCCCAGAUGAAGCACGUUUUUUGCUCUCGAGAAACCUGUCCAAACAUGAUUACGCACACUGGAGCCGCGGAAAUCCAAGCCAAGCUACGGCGGAUCGAUCCCCAACGAUUCCCGCUGCCCAAGUUUGACAACCGAGUCCAAUAUUCGGGGCCGCCUUCCGGCUCCCCGGUCGAACUGGGCCGAGCCGGCAUGAAAGUGCAGCUCAUGCCGAGGUUGGUCUUUCACGACCAGGCCGUGGCUCCGUUUCCGGAUCUACUAGGCUCAGCUGCAUCAGUUGAUGGGGAUUUGAUCGCCCUGGCUGAGACGGCCAAGGCGCAAGCUGAGGACCCAGAGUUUCUAGCCAGAGUCGAGGCAAGUGAGAAGGACAUUCCCAACAGAGACGCCGAGAUCAUCCCUCUCGGAACCGGGUCGUCUGUGCCAAGCAAGCAUCGCAACGUGUCGGGGACGUUGAUCCGAGUCCCCGGGGUCGGUAACUAUCUGCUGGACUGCGGCGAAGGAUCACUAGGUCAGAUCCGUCGCCUGUUCCAUCCCGAAGAGGCGGCCGAGGUGCUCCGCAACCUCAGGUGCAUCGUCAUCAGCCAUUUCCACGCAGACCACCACAUGGGCACCGUGUCCGUCAUCAAAGCGUGGUACGAGCAAUCGCUCCGAGACCAAAGCUCCGCCUCCUUGGCCAUCUCCUGCAUCGGCCGAUACCGCGCCGUGCUAGAGGAGAUCUCCCAAGUCGAAGACUUUGGCUUCCAUCGUCUCCGCUUCCCCAACUGCGCCGACACCAACCUUCGGGACGACCGCGACAUCUACGUCGUCGCCGCCAAGGACCUCGGAGAUGAGAACUUUGGUCUUGCGGGCAUCAAGCGCGUUCCCGUGCCGCAUUGCUGGCGCUCCUUUGCCACGGAGCUCGAGCUGGCCUCGGGCUUGCGCAUCGCCUACUCUGGCGACUGCAGGCCCUCGAGCGCCUUCGCGCAGGCCUGCAGGGGCGCGCACCUGCUGGUGCACGAGUGCACCUUUGGCGACGACAAGCAGGACCACGCCAAGAUCAAGAAGCAUUCCACCAUGGCCGAGGCGCUGGGCGUGGCGCGCGAGAUGGAAGCCAGGCGGACGCUGCUGACGCACUUUUCCCAGAGGUACUCCAAAGCGGACUCUUUGAGGAGGGAGAUGGUUGAAGGCGAGGAGCAGCACGUGCUGCUGGCAUUCGACAUGAUGAGGGUGAGGCUGGGAGAUUUCCAGGUGGCGGCUUGCUACGUCCCAGCUGUUCAGCGGCUGAUGGAAACGAUGGAGUAG